GUACUUCUUGCUACUGUUAACAAAUUGUAUCGUUUUCAAGUGGAGAAAAGUAAAAUUAUAAAAAUAAGUGAUGGCCAAUGUAAAUGCUGAAUCUGAUGUUGAGCUCGAAACAACGGUGGCUGUUCAAGUUGUAACAAAAGACAAUGAUUCAUUUCAAUUGGAUAUUGAUAAACUCAAAGAAAUACUGGAAACUGACGAAAUUAAAGACCGAUAUGUUGUCGUCGUAUCGAUUGCUGGAGCAUUUCGAAAAGGAAAGAGUUUUCUCUUAAAUUUCUUCAUCAAAUAUUUGAACGCACAGUACAAACGACGUGAUGUCACAGAAUGGUUAUACGAGACUGCUCAUAACGGUGCAUUUGGUGGAUUUGCAUCCAAAAGCGGUCGAAAACCGAUCACGUCGGGAAUUUGGAUGUGGCGCGAAAUAUUCACCCAUGAAUUGGCGAACGGUGAUAAGAUUGCAAUAAUUCUAAUAGAUACACAGGGCAUUUUCGAUCAUCAAAGCACCCCAAAAGAAUCUACAACAAUUUUUGCACUGAGUACAAUGCUUUCAUCGGUUCAGUGCUACAAUUUAAAGGAAAAUAUUCAAGAAGAUGAUUUACAGCAUUUGGAAUUAUUCACCCAAUAUGGCCGUCUGGCUUUAAACCAAUCAAAGGAAACACCAUUUCAAAAAUUGCUUUUCAUUGUGAGAGACUGGCCAUAUGCAGAGGAAGGCUUUGGAUUCGACGGACAAAAAGUCUUAGACGAAAUUCUUGCUGAAACCAAUGUACAAUCUACGGACAUGCAUCAAAUGCGUGAAAAUAUUAAAAUGAAUUUCGAAAAAAUCGAGGCGUUCUUAAUGCCAUACCCCGGCAAAAAUGUAGCAUUCGGACCAUUCUCCGGGACUUUGCAAGAAAUUGACAAAGAGUUUUUAGACUAUGUAAAAAUAUUAGUACCGUCGUUGCUUGCCCCUGAAAAUCUCGCCAUUAAAAAGAUCAACGGUCAAAAGGUACGAGCUCGCGAUUGGAUUAAAUUUUUGGAAAAAUAUUUUGAUGUUUUCAGUGGAGACAAAUUACCUAAACCAACAUUCAUUUUAAAUGCGACAGCCGAGUUGAGCAAUCAGAUUCUUUACGAUGAAUGUAUGAAACAUUAUGUUGAUAAAAUGGAAAAAAUGGUCAGGAAAGUUGAUUCAUUUAUUGAGGAAAAUGUUCUGACCAGAUGUCAUAUUCAAGCCGAAAAUGAAGCCGUUGCUAAGUUUUCGGAAAAACCGAACAUCGGAGGUGAUAAGAUAACUUCAUCUUUCGUAAGCCGAAUUAAAGAAAAGAUUGCACAAAAAUACACAUCGCUUAAAAACGAAAAUGUCAUUAAACGCCGCAAUUAUAACGAGUAUAUAGAAGGUUUGCGCCAUGAAAUAAGAGCUAAUUUCGAAAGUACUAUACACAGAUAAAUCGAAAGUGCGCAUCAGAAUGAUGCAGACCUUACUAAUCUAAUUCGAAAUGAAAUACGUUUGGCAAAGGAUACGGUAUGUAAUAUAUUUAUUACGCCAUACAUUAUUGAAAUUUCCAUUUCUUUUUAGUUUAAUGAUAAGAAAAAGGGAUACAAUGAAAUUUGCAAUAAAAACUAUGCUAUGCUACAUCGGGAUCUAUUAAAUUCAUCAAGAUAUUUUAUCGAAUUGAAUAAGAUGAAUAAGGUGCAACAAGUUGCCAAGGGUAUGGUGGCAGGAGCAGCGGUGGGCGCAUUAGCCGGGGUACGUUUCGGAAUUUUUGGUUUAGUAGGUGGAACAAUUGGUGGUGCGAUAU
Molecule: messenger RNA, 1772 nt
Organism: Contarinia nasturtii (swede midge)
Lineage: Eukaryota; Metazoa; Arthropoda; Insecta; Diptera; Cecidomyiidae
Product: atlastin-like
Exons: 5
Coding region: 71-1420 (449 amino acids)
Molecular function (GO): GTP binding; GTPase activity
Source: RefSeq, a predicted model, not a curated record